AUGAGAAGAAGGGACGCGUUGAGCCAUGUCCAAGCUGGCACUGUUAUCGGACCUGGAACGAGCUUUAUUUGCAACCCGGGGCCUGACAACCGAACUAGGUGGACCGAUGCUCAAUGCAAAUGUACCGCAUGCAGACAAUGCAUGAAGCACAAAGAAAUUGCUUGCCAAGAAGUGCAUGUGAGUCUCUUCUGCCGCAAGCCUCACUCAUCGGCUCGAUCUGACACAGGGUCUAGGCCCUACCAGCCUGACUUGCAGUUUCCUUGCGCAACUGAUGUUGCCGAGACACUGGGACUCCUUUAA
Molecule: messenger RNA, 300 nt
Organism: Protopolystoma xenopodis
Lineage: Eukaryota; Metazoa; Platyhelminthes; Monogenea; Polystomatidea; Polystomatidae
Source: the annotation of a GenBank genome assembly